CUUUUUUAUAAGUUCUUUAGUUUUACUUUUGUGUAUAAAAAUUAUAAUUAACUCCAUUUUCUUAAGAAAAUUACCUUUAUACAUAAUCACAAAGUAAAUACUGUGUGACAGUGUCUAAUGUAUUGUACAGAUUCGGAUAAUUAGUUACAAGUUACGUACACACAUACUUCAGCCACAUCCAUAUCAACAAUUUAAGAAGAAACAUAAGAAAAAGAACAAAUAGGUUAUGCAGGUUAUAAAUAAGUUGCCUUUUAAUUUAAAAUUAAUUUAAAUGGAUAAGCUACUUUUAUCAAGCAUAAAUACUGCUUCAAGACUUAUUCAGGACGGAACCAUAACUUCACUUGAUUUAACAAAUGCAUGUUUAUCACAAAUAAGGAAAACAAAAAAAUUUAAUGCUUUUAUAAGUGUUACUGAUGAAUUAGCUAAAACACAAGCUGAACGGUCGCAGCAAAGAUGUAGAGAAAACAAUCAAUCAGAAUUAGAGGGAAUUACUGUGGCUCUCAAAGACAACUUCUGCACAAGAGGCGUUAAAACAACUUGUGCUUCAAAAAUGUUAGAAAAUUUUGUUCCUCCUUACAAUGCAACUGUGUAUCAAAGAUUAUUAGACAAAGGAGCAAUUCUUGUUGGAAAAACUAACAUGGAUCAGUUUGCAAUGGGAUCUGGAACUGUUGAUUCAAUAUAUGGACCAGCAAAAAACCCAUGGAAUUUUAAAGAAGAUGAUGACUUUUAUAUUGCUGGAGGAAGUAGUGGUGGAAGUGCAGUGGCUGUUGCAACAGGGACAUGUUUUGGAGCAUUAGGUUCAGAUACAGGAGGCUCAACAAGAAACCCAGCAUCUUACUGUGGACUUGUUGGCCUAAAACCUACCUAUGGCCUUGUUUCAAGAUAUGGUUUAAUUCCUUUAGUGAAUUCAAUGGAUGUUCCUGGAAUUUUAACAAGAAAUAUCGAUGACUGUGUUCAAAUUCUUAAUGUAAUUGCUGGUCAUGAUCAUAAUGAUUCUACAACCUGCCCCAAACCCCAUAGGAAAAUUGUUUUGCCACCUGCUAAACAAAUGAGUAUUAAGAAUUUAAAAGUUGGUAUACCAAAGGAGUAUUGCUGUGAAGGAAUAAGUAAUGAAAUUCUUGACACAUGGAAUGAGGUGGCAAAUUUAUUGGAAGACAGUGGUGCAGACAUUAAGGAAGUUUCUUUACCACAUACCGAGUACAGCAUUGUGUGUUAUUCUAUUCUUAAUCAAUGUGAAGUUCAGAGCAAUAUGGCUCGUUAUGAUGGCAUAGAAUUUGGUUAUAGAGCAAAUGAAAACUCUUCUGUUGAGAAAUUAUUCACACAAACACGGAGUGAAGGAUUUAAUGAAGUAGUUAGAAACCGUAUUUUAGCUGGAAAUUACUUUCUUCUAACCCGAAAUUAUGAAAAAUAUUUUAGUAAAGCAAUGAAAGUUAGGCGUACUAUUGUAAAUGAUUUUUAUAAAGUCUGGGAAGAAGUUCAAAUUCUUCUAACACCAACAACAUUAACAACCGCUCCAUUAUACAGCGAAUUUAUUAAAAAAACAAAUAGAGAUCAAUGUGCAUAUCAAGAUUAUUGCACUCAAUCAGCCAACAUGGCAGGUAUCCCUGCAGUUACAAUUCCAAUAAAAUUAUCAAGGGUUGGAAUGCCAAUAAGUUUACAACUAAUGGGGAGAAAUUUAAGUGAACCAAUGCUUUUGGCAGUGGCAAAGUUCAUAGAACAUGCAGUCCAGUUUCCAAAGUAUAGUUUAGGAAACAGUUGAUUUUGUAUUAGUAGCUUAAAUAUUUAUUGUAAGUUAUAAAUAAAUCAGUAAAAAUUUA
Molecule: messenger RNA, 1817 nt
Organism: Agrilus planipennis (emerald ash borer)
Lineage: Eukaryota; Metazoa; Arthropoda; Insecta; Coleoptera; Buprestidae
Gene: GatA
Product: glutamyl-tRNA(Gln) amidotransferase subunit A, mitochondrial
Exons: 7
Coding region: 272-1759 (495 amino acids)
Biological process (GO): mitochondrial translation; glutaminyl-tRNAGln biosynthesis via transamidation
Cellular component (GO): glutamyl-tRNA(Gln) amidotransferase complex; mitochondrion
Molecular function (GO): glutaminyl-tRNA synthase (glutamine-hydrolyzing) activity
Source: RefSeq, a predicted model, not a curated record